AUGGCGGAUUUUCUUCUUUUCGAGAGCCCUAUGGGCUACGCACUGUGCAAGGUGAACAUCAAAGGUGAUGCCGUUGGCAACCGCUUGAAGGAAGUACAGGAGGGUGUCAAUGACUUUGCCAAAUUUGGCAAGAUGGUUGAAGCGCAGAGUUUCUAUCCUUUCGAAGGCAACGUGCAGGCUCUCGGCGAAAUCAACAACAUUUCGGAGGGUAUCGCGUCUGAGACUCUGGUCUCGUUCCUCGAUCUCAACCUUCCUAAGCCCAGCAAAAAGAACAAGGUUGUCUUGGGUAUGGCUGACAAGGGUCUUGCAGGAAGCGUUAAGUCAGCUUUCCCCUAUGUUGAGUGCGAAACUGGUGACACCAGUGAAGUUGUUCAGGACCUUCUUCGUGGUGUCCGUCUGCACUUUACCAAACUUGUGAAGGAAAUCGUCAAGCGAAAGCUGCAGGAAGUUGACGCCAACGCUGACCUGGACAUGACUGCCACUGAGGAUGUUGCUCACCUCGGUCUGGGUCACGCUUACUCGCGUGCCAAGGUUAAGUUCUCUGUCCAGCGCGAUGAUAACCACAUCAUCCAAUCCAUUGCCAUCCUAGAUGGUCUCGACAAGGCGAUCAACACUUUCGCCAUGCGCGUGCGCGAGUGGUACUCAUGGCACUUCCCUGAGCUGUACAGGAUUGUCCCCGAUAACCAGCGGUACUCGGAGGUUGCACUCUUUGUGCAGGACAAGAAGUCCCUGACUGACGAGAGCCUGCAUGACCUUGCCGCUCUUGUGGAGGAUGACAAGACUGUGGCUCAAAACAUCAUUGACGCUGCCAAGCAUAGUAUGGGUCAGGACAUUUCAACGGCUGACAUGGAAAAUGUUACUUCUUUCGGCGCCCGCGUUGUGAGCAUGUCUAAGUACCGGAAGGCACUUUACCAGUACCUUGUGAACAAGAUGGCCGUUGUCGCGCCCAAUCUUGCCACCUUGAUUGGAGAGGUCGUUGGUGCACGCCUGAUUUCUCACGCUGGUAGCUUGACCAAUCUGUCCAAGUACCCCGCGUCCACUGUUCAGAUUCUCGGAGCUGAGAAAGCUCUGUUCCGCGCUCUGAAGACCAAGGGUAACACCCCCAAGUACGGUCUGCUGUACCACUCUUCCUUUAUCGGUCGUGCUGGUCCCAAGAACAAGGGUCGUAUUUCGCGUUUCCUUGCAAACAAGUGCUCCAUUGCGUCUCGUAUCGAUAACUUCUCCGAGAACCCUACCACCAAGUUCGGUGAAGCCCUUAAGAACCAGGUUGAGGAGCGUUUGGAGUUCUACAACUCCGGUGCCGCUCCUACCAAGAAUGAAGUGGCCAUGAAAAAUGCCAUGGAUGCCAUCCUUGCUGACGUGAAUGACAUUGACGGCAGCGAUGACGAGAUGGUCGAUGUCGAUGCUUCUCCCGCCAAGAAGGAAAAGAAGCACAAGAAGGACAAGAGCGAAAAGGCCGAGAAAAGUGAUAAGAAGAAGCGCCGCAAGUCUGAAGGCGCCGAGGCUGACUCCGACAAGAAGAAGAAGCGCAAGCAUGAUGCUGACGGUGAGCCCACAAAGAAGAAGGUCAAGGCUUAG
Messenger RNA from Penicillium taxi, 1578 nucleotides. RefSeq names its product snoRNP complex protein NOP56 (gene sik1). The coding region runs from base 1 to 1578 and encodes 525 amino acids. The transcript is spliced from 3 exons. NCBI's taxonomy places the organism in Eukaryota, Fungi, Ascomycota, Eurotiomycetes, Eurotiales, Aspergillaceae. Gene Ontology annotation, cellular component: box C/D methylation guide snoRNP complex; small-subunit processome. The record is from RefSeq and is a predicted model, not a curated record. Gene Ontology annotation, molecular function: snoRNA binding.